AUGGUUGUGCGAGCCAAGAAUCGGAGCGGUUAUGUGUUUUUGCAACGAACUGCUAUGGGUUUACAAUAUCUAUCUAAUAUUGAAACUAACGAGACAGAACAUCCCUAUUAUGUGGUGUCUUUGUACUCGCGAAUUGUUCUUGAUUUGACACCCUUUGCUGCCGACAGAGCACUGCGACUUCGUCGCAAUACUUCACUGAUACCUCAGUAUCGCGUGAAGACAUGGUCAGAGGUGUGCUGCAGCCCGCAUCCGGGUCCGAUGCUGUCUCAGAAACGGCUGUUCAUUGAUCAGCCACUCAUGCUAAUUAAUUUCCUAUGGAAUCUACUCUUGCUCGGUUUGGCAAUUAGAAAUGGGGAAAACGAUCGCAAUCCACCUGUUCACUGA
Gongylonema pulchrum is the source of this 384-nucleotide messenger RNA. NCBI's taxonomy places the organism in Eukaryota, Metazoa, Nematoda, Chromadorea, Rhabditida, Gongylonematidae. The record is from the annotation of a GenBank genome assembly.